CGUCUGAGAGGUCUCAAGUUUCGUCCUCUGUUGUUCGAAAAUUACGGAUAUUCAUUCGUAGGAAACAUCUGUCGUAGGAGAGAGAUGUGCACGUUUGAUAAGGACAAAGGGCCAAGGAGGCUGAUGAAAAAGGGUUUAACUCUCAUCCUGGUCGGCCAUAUUAACUUCAUUCUUGGAGCUAUUGUCCAUGGCAGUGUCCUCCGCCACAUUUCCAAACCCAGCCAGCAUAUCACCACUGAAUACACUGUAGCCAACAUCAUCUCUGUCACCUCUGGCCUGCUGAGCAUUGUCACCGGGAUUAUUGCUAUUGUGGUGUCAAGGAACCUUCAUGUAUUAAAACUGCAAAUAGGACUUCUAAUUGCAUCAUUCCUGAACGCCCUGCUCUCAGCGUCAUGCUGCACUGGUCUCAUCUUGGCCAUUAGUGUUACUGUUGCCCACAAUGGGCAGGGCUUGAUGGUGGGAUGCAAUGACACAGAGGUGCCCAUCAAUGCUCGGUCACCUAUCACUGCCCAAUGCCCAUUUGAUACAACAAGAAUUUAUGACACCACCCUUGCGCUGUGGGUCCCUUGUACUGUGCUGGCAGCGGUUGAGGUCGGACUGUCUGUGUGGUGCUUCAUCGUUGGAUUGGCUCUCAGAGGGCUGGCACCCUGUGGGAACAGCUACAUCAAAGAGCAGUUGGAGGAAGAGGCUGAGUGCUCUCCCCACAGCCGACGUCUAAUUGGACAGCGCAUGAACCCUGAUGCCUAACUGAACAAAAAGCAGGAAGGACACCACUCCACGUAGACAAGUACAGCUAAAUCGCAAAAGGCAUCACUGCACCUGUAUUCAGAUUAGUAGAUCUUGCCCUGCAGUCAGCUAGGUGAGUGUCUCUGUGGAACAGGAGUGGAAUCCUUUUUAAGAGACUAAGAAACCUAUCAGUGAUAAAUUAAUUCACAGUGAUGCAUAAAAAACUCACAUACGUUUUGUAGGUGCAUUCCUUUUGUGCAGAUAUUGGGAUACAGUGUGCAUAUAUAUGUGUGGAAACUACAGUAAGAUAUUACUAUGGUGGCCCUGAGAGCUCAACGUGCCGCAAAUUCAGAAAACAUCUUUAUGAAUUUGACAACAAAUGCACUGCAAA
Messenger RNA from Seriola dumerili (greater amberjack), 1117 nucleotides. RefSeq names its product keratinocyte associated protein 3 (gene krtcap3). The record is from RefSeq and is a predicted model, not a curated record. The coding region runs from base 85 to 747 and encodes 220 amino acids. The transcript has 6 exons. Lineage: Eukaryota; Metazoa; Chordata; Actinopteri; Carangiformes; Carangidae.